AUGCUAAAGAAAGUUAAAUAAGAAAGGGUCGAAAAGUAAAGUUGUCAAUUAGAUUAGUAGCAAAAUAAGCCAAGAUUCAAAGAAGGAGACUCUAAAAUGGAUUGUCCCAUUAAAGAUUCUGAAAAUAGUGAAUUAAAAACAAAUACAAAUAUAUAUAAUCUUCAAUAUCAAAAAGUUAUGGAAUAAAUUAAACAAAUUUAUUAAGAGUAGAGCACAGCACAAGCAAAUAAGAAUAUGGCUAAGGUAGAACAAGGCAAAUUGAAAAAAGAUAAAAUAGAAAGUAAAAUUGUUAGCAAAACUAGAAAAAAGUAAGUGCAAGAAAAACCUGUGAAUCAAGCUAAAGUGAACACCAAAUAAUAGUUGGAGGAACAAAAGGAUAGAUUAUAAAUGAAAUUCACUUAAAUAACCACAAACUUCUUAAAUAAACUAAAAUCAGAAUUUGAAAAAGUUGAAAUGGAUUUAUAAGCAUUAUUAAAUAAUUGA
Messenger RNA from Paramecium octaurelia, 483 nucleotides. The record is from the annotation of a GenBank genome assembly. NCBI's taxonomy places the organism in Eukaryota, Ciliophora, Oligohymenophorea, Peniculida, Parameciidae.